Suillus clintonianus is the source of this 816-nucleotide messenger RNA. RefSeq lists its product as uncharacterized. Gene Ontology annotation, cellular component: precatalytic spliceosome. The transcript is spliced from 5 exons. Lineage: Eukaryota; Fungi; Basidiomycota; Agaricomycetes; Boletales; Suillaceae. Bases 34 to 723 code for a protein of 229 amino acids. The record is from RefSeq and is a predicted model, not a curated record. Gene Ontology annotation, biological process: RNA splicing.
CGUGAUCACAUGCUUUGAACAGUGACCACAUUGAUGUCAAGCAGACACGACGGAAGAAGGCGUGAGCGCAGCUGGGAAAGAGAUGAUAGGGAUCGUGAACGGGGCAAGGAUCGCCAUUCACGGGGCGGCAGAGCUGGAGGUCAAAGGGAUGGCGGUCGUAAGCGAGACAGUAGGUCCCGUAGUCCAAGGAGGGACAGGCGAGAUCAUGACAGGGACCACAGAGAUCGAGACUUUACCAGCUCGCGAAGAGAAGACUACGACCGAGAUGGCCGCCGAGACGACAGACGGCCUGACAGGCGUGAUGAAAGACGCGAGCCUCCCCCCACUCGAGACAAGGAGCCAAGAGACAAGGACUCGAAAAAUCGACGUGACCACAGACAACAAGUUGGCAGGCAUGAUGCAGAGAGGCUUCCAGAAAAGCCUACUCAAGCUAGAACUCCACCACCUCCAGCCCCGUCUGCUGAUGCAGGUCCCUCCUCUUCUCAAAGGAGACCGAACCUUGACCCAGAUGCCCUAUCUGAAGAAGGGGAGGCCAUGGAUGCCACCAACGCUGAUGAAGAGGGUAUGAUGGCUGCAAUGGGGCUCAAAGGUUUUGGUACGACGAAGGGCAAGCACGUCGAGGGCAAUCAAGAAGGCUUCGUCGAUAUCAAGAAGAUAAGGACAUGGCGUCAGUACAUGAAUCGUCGCGGAGGAUUCAACAGGCCGCUGGAUAAAGUCAAGUGAGUAGCUUAGCUGAAGCUCGCCGCAAGAUAAGUUGCAUUUCCUCCAAAUUUCCUCGCUUGUGAGACAGCUUUCACUUCGAUGCAGUAUGCCCCA